Ascochyta rabiei is the source of this 747-nucleotide messenger RNA. RefSeq names its product Primary-amine oxidase. NCBI's taxonomy places the organism in Eukaryota, Fungi, Ascomycota, Dothideomycetes, Pleosporales, Didymellaceae. The coding region runs from base 1 to 747 and encodes 248 amino acids. The record is from RefSeq and is a predicted model, not a curated record. Gene Ontology annotation, biological process: amine metabolic process. The transcript is spliced from 2 exons. Gene Ontology annotation, molecular function: copper ion binding; quinone binding; primary methylamine oxidase activity.
AUGCUUGUCCUACAGACCAUCAUCACAGUGCGCGCAACAAGCAUCUUCUCGACCGUCCCGAUCACUCUUGGGGAGCCCAAGCGACCCUAUGGCACCAUUGUCACUCUCGGCGUGCUUGCACGCCACCAGCAGCACCUGUUCUGUUUACGCAUCGACCCUGCAAUCGAUGGUCACAAAAACUUGGUCGUGAUUGAGGAGUCACAUGCGAUGCUGAUUGAUGACCCAGCCGUGCAAAAUCCCUUCGGCGGCAUUGGUUACCGGAUGCAUACAAGCUACAUCGAGAAGGAAGGUGGGUUUGACCUCGGUGUCACCAAAAAUCGCGUUUUCAAGAUUGUCAACGAGGCGAGGAUGAACAGCAUGACACAGACACCUGUAGGUUUUAAGCUGCUCCCUUCGGACAGCCAGAUGCGCCUGGCACACCCUUCGUCGUUCCAUGCAAAACGAUCAGAGUAUGGACAACACGCUGCGUGGGUGACCAAGCAGCGUGAGGAUGAAGUGUUUCCAUCAGGGAGGUAUACGAUGCAGUCUAUGGGCGGCGAAGGCAUUGCGAGCGCGAUCGAGAAGAGAGCCGAAGAUGAGAAGGAAUCGGGAGUCAGGAACGAGGAUUUGGUGGUGUGGCAUACUUUUGGAUCGACCCACAAUCCAAGGAUUGAGGAUUGGCCGGUUAUGCCCUGUGAGAAGGUGGCGGUUGGGUUGAAGCCGGUGAAUUCUUUGCGUCUAAACCGGGACUCGAUGUCGCGCCGUUGA